GCGGCCCAAGUGUCGAAGCUUGUGCAUGGUACGGCCCUGCGGCGGGCAAUGAAUUCGGGCGCCUCACAGGGCCACAGCCGCCAGACCUCCUGGCACAGCUGCCCGGACUCCGACGCAUGGUCAGUUGUUGGAGACGGCAGCAGGGUUCCCCGGGCAUAGACCGCAGCUACAUGGCGCUAGACUUCGCAGGCACCAUAGACAUGAGUCAGGUGAUCCACCUGCCAGACAGGGACGCGUCGAGCCCUCCAAGUGCCAGGGACGCCAGGGACGACCUGCAGGAGAGCCGCGCCGGCGACAGCCUCUGCGCAGCAGCCGCCCACCCUCAGCGGGACCGCCAGGAUCAGCCCCGCGUGAGCUCGGAGGUGACCGCGGAGCACCUUGAGCUCCUGGCGCGCAGAGUGGACCUGGAGCGCAUGGAGCUCAGGUGCCGCGGCGUGGAGUCUCAGAGCGAGGCGCUUCGCGAGGGCAUGCAGUCGCUGCAGGAGGAGUUCCAUCACGGACAGAUGGCGCGCGAGGAGAUCGAGGAGAGAUGCCAGCACCAGGAGACCGAGCUCAAGACGUUGGCCGUGGAGCAGGCGCGCCUCCUGAGCGUGGCGCGGGCCGAGGGCUCCGAGUGGGCGCUGGCGGAGGGCCGGCUCCGCGCCGCGGAGGCGGACUGCCAGGCAUCCAGCGGCCAGCUGAGUGACUUGCAACGGCUGCGCGUCGCUGACGAGGAGGCACACCGUGAGGUCUCGCAGGAGUGGGAGGCGGCCGAGGCGGGCCUCCUGCAG
Messenger RNA from Prorocentrum cordatum, 770 nucleotides. The record is from the annotation of a GenBank genome assembly. NCBI's taxonomy places the organism in Eukaryota, Dinophyceae, Prorocentrales, Prorocentraceae.